AAAGCUUGACCCAACUUUUCACAGCUUCGGCGAUGAAGUGCAGGGCAUUUUCCAAGGAUCUAUCUUCGCGCAAGUAUGCGCGUCUGUAAUUAUCAUUUGUAUGACACUGCUGCAAGCUACCGGGGACGAUGUUACGAUGGCCGAUCUGCUGGGCUGUGGGUUCUAUUUGCUAGUAAUGACAUCGCAAGUGUUUAUUUUCUGUUACGUAGGGAAUGAAAUCUCCUAUACGACGGAUAAAUUUACAGAGUUUGUUGGGUUUUCCAACUACUUCAAGUUCGAUAAGCGUACCAGCCAAGCAAUGAUAUUUUUUCUGCAAAUGACUCUUAAAGAUGUUCACAUCAAGGUGGGAAGUGUCUUGAAGGUUACGCUAAAUCUUCACACAUUUUUGCAGAUUAUGAAGCUAUCGUACUCCUAUCUGGCCGUACUUCAGAGCAUGGAAUCAGAGUAAUGGUGUUAAUAUCCUUAAUGUUGAAAUUAUAUUUUGUUAGAUUUAUUGCAUAAAGUAAUAUUUAAUUUUAUACAUCAAACGUAAGCCCGCUAGUUUUCAAUUAGCCUUUUCCAAAAUUUAUCAAAUUGAUUUCGAAUUGAUUGCAGAGUUUUAGGAAUUUAAUCUGAUAGGAUAUCUUGUUUAUCCAAUAGAGGUGUGGAAGCGUUCCCAAGCCAUUCGUUUGAUAGUUUAUAGCACCGUCGAGCAGUUGAUCGCUGUGAUCGCUAGGCGCACCUGAUUUUAUCUUUAUCUCGCACCUGUUAUGGCAAGGGCGCU
This is a messenger RNA of Anopheles gambiae (African malaria mosquito), 763 nucleotides long. Its product is annotated as odorant receptor Or1. NCBI's taxonomy places the organism in Eukaryota, Metazoa, Arthropoda, Insecta, Diptera, Culicidae. The transcript has 4 exons. Gene Ontology annotation, cellular component: plasma membrane. Gene Ontology annotation, molecular function: olfactory receptor activity; odorant binding. The coding region runs from base 101 to 448 and encodes 115 amino acids. Gene Ontology annotation, biological process: detection of chemical stimulus involved in sensory perception of smell; sensory perception of smell. The record is from RefSeq and is a predicted model, not a curated record.